UGGGUUGGUCUAGCCUUUUUGACUUCAUGUAACCUUUCGUUGUACACAUCAGCUUGGUUACCCUGAUACGUUGAUUGCUUAAAAUUUUACGAGCCGUCUGUCAAGAGCUGGUCUUCGUGAGCUGGUGGGAAAACAAGCCGGCUGUGACGCUCGCCCCAUGCUUGCUUGAGGGCUCCUUUCACAAUGUCGUCUCCACCGACACGUUACACGCGCAACCCGCAGCUAAGGCGCCCGUCCCUCUCGACGCCAACGCCGCCGCCGCCAUCCUCCUCAAGUACAGCCCCCGCAUCCUCAUCUGCGACUCCCAUCCCCGACGACGCGCCCGACGCCGACGACAACGAUGGAUCUCCACCGUCUCCCGACCUACCACUGACCAUGUCGGCGUCGGUGAUGCUGACGCAGCUCCCGCGCGACGCCACCGCCGCGCUGGCGACGGCGGGCGAGUUCCCCGCAGACCAAAAGGUUGUGGUGCGUUUCAAACCGGUCGGCGGCAGCGCGCCGGCGCUGAGGAAGGAGCUGUGCAAGAUCAGCGCCGCGCAGCGGUUCGAGGCGGUGGUCGCGUAUCUGCGACGUACUCUCAAGGUUGGCAAUGGCGAGAGCGUGUUUCUGUACAUCAAUUCGACGUUUGCGCCCGCCCUGGAUGAAAUCGUCGGGAAUCUGCACCGGUGCUUCAAGGAUUCGAACGGCCAGCUCAACGUAUCUUACUCCAUGACUCCUGCCUUUGGGUAGCGGGGCUUUACGGUAGUUCCGGGGAAGAACUCUAAGCUUGCAGCACUCUUGGUGAAAAGACAACACCUGCUAAGAUGGUCUAUUAAACGCCUAUAUCUUUGCCUUCCCGCGACUAUAGACAGGCUGAUCGGCGCAUCGACGCAUGUAAAUGGCCGCAAAACAAGGUAAUCACGCGCAGCAACGCCUCUCGAGUCUAUUCCAAGCUCUUCUCGCCCUCGAUCACGGCUUUGAACGCAGCCAGCUCUUCGCUCGGCAUCGGAUACGUAUGCUCAGGGCCAGGAUAGGCUCUGCUCUUAACCUCAUCCCGAUAAGCCUCGAUCGCCCUCAUCGACUCUCCCCAAACAUCUCCGUACUUCUUGACGAACUUGGGUAGGAAGCGACCGGGUGGGAAGUUCCCCGUCAUAUCAAUCUGCACCAGAACCUGUCCGGAACAGCCAUUGCCCGCGCCGAUACCAAUCGUAGGUAUGGACAGCUUCUUGGUUAAAAGGGCAGAAACCUCAGCGGGGACAGCUUCGACGACUGUUGCAAAGCACCCGGCUUCCUGAACUGCGAGGGCAUCUUGCAGGAGGGAUUGGGCAGCAGCAGAUGUUUUGCCUUGGACUCGGAACCCACCCAGCGAGUGUUGGCGUUGGGGGGUCAGGCCAAUGUGGCCCAGGACGGGAAUGCCAGCACCGGUGAUUUUGCGGAUCGUCGGUGCCAUCUCUCGGCCGCCUUCGAUCUUAAUGCCCUGCACCCGGCCUUCCUUAACGAAGCGAAUAGCUGUCUGAAGGGCCUGUUCGGGUGAGACCUCAUAGGAGCCCAUAGGAAGGUCGCCAAUCUUGGUUGUUAUGUUAGCAUGAGAAAUGUUAUUAGGUCGGGUGAUACAUGCCAGGCAUAUAGAGUGGGGUCGAAGUUGACUUACAGUGAAUGCGGAUUUUGUGGCCCUUGCGACCGAACGGCAGUGCAGCAACAUCUCGUCCAACACGACCUCGCUGGUAUCCUCCAUACCCAGGGCAACCAUGGCCAGGCUGUCGCCCACGAGGAUGAUGUCCAUGCCGGCAGCAUCGGCGACAUGGGCGCUGGGAAAGUCAUGCGCCGUCAUGACAGUGAUUGGUUCCCCUUUUUUGUAGAGGGAACGCAGGGUGCCGAGGGUUACCUUCUUGCGCUGGUUGGCAAUAGGUGCGCCCAUUGGGGAAUGCGAGCUAUGUCUGCAUUGUUGCUGUUGUUGUGGUUUCUGCGAGGCUGCAGUAGACACCUGGUCUGGGUGGUUUGAAGGCCUUGCCGGCGAGACUGCGAUGCUGCUCAAAGUGCGGCAUGGCUGUUGUGUCCUGGGCAAGUUGAUCGCGCGACCCCUGACCAAUGUGGAAGCCACUGAGGCACACGACCGGGCCAGGGCCGUUGUGGCUGCGGGAGGGUGCAUGUUUAAGGUACUUGGGGUUACGUGCGCAACUUGCAGUGGUGGGAGGUACCGUGUACUUGGAGAAAAGCACGUGCUCAAGAGUACAGGUGCACAAAAAAUGAACUUGCUGUGUGUAAACGUAAUUUACUCUCAAGUUGCAGCCCAAGUUUUCCUGCUCUCAAAUUUGAAUUUGAGUGACAGGAUAUUGGAUCAAAAGAAGAGAAAUACAUGACAGGAAAUUUUUUCUGGGGCUUGGCCACAUUUUGUUCUUUAAUAACUAAGGUCAUGAUGAUUUUUGCA
Molecule: messenger RNA, 2407 nt
Organism: Pyricularia oryzae 70-15
Lineage: Eukaryota; Fungi; Ascomycota; Sordariomycetes; Magnaporthales; Pyriculariaceae
Product: ubiquitin-like protein ATG12
Exons: 3
Coding region: 184-729 (181 amino acids)
Biological process (GO): C-terminal protein lipidation; autophagy of mitochondrion; autophagosome assembly
Cellular component (GO): phagophore assembly site membrane; cytoplasm; Atg12-Atg5-Atg16 complex
Source: RefSeq, a predicted model, not a curated record